Molecule: messenger RNA, 1260 nt
Organism: Drosophila miranda
Lineage: Eukaryota; Metazoa; Arthropoda; Insecta; Diptera; Drosophilidae
Exons: 4
Coding region: 129-935 (268 amino acids)
Source: RefSeq, a predicted model, not a curated record
UGCCUGUCAAAACGCCUCUACGAGGCUCGAAGCAGUUCGCAAAUCAUUCCUAUUUCUAUCUUUGUGUCGAGCACAUGUUCCAAACAGAAAAAAGCUGCCUUUAAUCAAUAUCAAUCGAUUCUUUGAUAAUGUCCAAGUUCAAUGUUCGGCUGAUCUUCUGGUGUGCCGCGAUGAUGAUGCAGCCUUGGAUGAGCCAGAGCCAUGCCCUGUCGCUGCUGAAUGAUACCCUAAUGCCGCUUUCGGGUCACCACAAGGGCCGCCACGCUUCAUCUGCUCCCGUUGACACCACUACUCUGGCGCCGCCCUUUGAGGUCUAUAACAAAAUGGUCUUGCCCAAAAUGGACUUAGAACUGUUGUCCCCCACUAUGAUGGAUGAUAGCGUGCAACAGGAACUCGACUAUCAACCGCAAAUGGUGCCCCAGCCUAUGGCCGAAGAUUUCCUCUUGAACGAGCCCGAAAACGAUCCGCACGGCGGUCACACUAUGACCUCGUCCAAGUACCGUUGCAUGCACACGUCUUCACCGGUUCUACCGCCGAUAUCCAUGUUGCAAAAUCUGUUGCAGCCCAGCCCAAUGAUGGAGACGGCCACUAAGAUGCACCACAUCCCCAUUACACCACCACUGUUUGAGUUACUCAAUGACGUCGAGGAAAUGACGCUGCAGAAUAUUACCAAUGUUAUCGACCUUCUGCUGGCGAAUCGUUUGGUGCUCGCGAGUGGUACCCAACUGGAUAACAAGGACAAGAAGAUCACGCCGAAGGAUGACGAUGUCUCUAAGAAUGACGAGCUCAAGAAGGAAGCUGCUGAAGGCGCACCCACUCACGAUAAGGACGAAAUCGUUCUCGUGUGUCCCGUAUACCAUGAGCACCAUGCCAAUCACAAUGGCAAAAUAGUUGACGAUAACUUUAUCCUUGUUGACCAGUGCCACGUUGUAUAGGUCUGUAGUUCGAGGUAGACAUAGUAUAGCGGUAGAAUAUUAGGUGUAUAGGUAGCUAAUAUCUGAAUUUGUGCUUUGGCGUCACUCAAAAUUGUUAGGUUUUUUUAGCAUUUAGUUGUUUCUAUUUCGGGUUUUUUUGUUUAGUUUAGUCAGGGAAUUGCAUCAGUGUCAAAAUAUUUUUGUCGAUUUGUGUCAAAUGUUAUUUAAUUGCGUUUAGGAAAUUGUUUAUAUUCGAGAUUAUUGGAAGUCAGCGAGGUAACCAGAUUCCUUAGCAUUUAUAGAAAGAAGAAAAUAAAAAACAGAUACUCUUCAUUUAAUUGAUUUA